Messenger RNA from Oryzias melastigma (Indian medaka), 2920 nucleotides. RefSeq names its product zinc finger protein 2 homolog. The record is from RefSeq and is a predicted model, not a curated record. The coding region runs from base 223 to 2244 and encodes 673 amino acids. Gene Ontology annotation, cellular component: nucleus. Lineage: Eukaryota; Metazoa; Chordata; Actinopteri; Beloniformes; Adrianichthyidae. The transcript is spliced from 6 exons.
GUACUGACAGUGCUGUCAUCCGCCUGCUGUUAGCUAAAGCUAGAAAGAUUGUUAUUAAAUCCAGACAUUCUUUGAACAUAAUGCAGUAGUUUCUUGAUGUAAAUUUGACCUGCUCUUUGCACACACUAAGAAUGAACCUUAUAUUGAAAUAGAAGCAUUGUCACCUCGCUCCACUGCCUUUAGUCGAAGGAAAAAUCUAUGCAGAGGUUGCAUCUCUGAGAAAUGGGCUCUGAAAACCCAGAUGGCUUUGAACCAGCUGUGGUUCUUGUUGAUGACGAUCAACAAGAAAUAGGCGGCCUGAUAAACUCGGAUGGAGAAGAAGUCGAUUUUGCUGAUCUCAGAUUAAAUGCCGUCUCUGGUGUUGUGCAUUCAGAUAUUUCCUCCAAGAAAUCUGACCCCAUAGAGAAUGACAAACCUCUUCAUAGCUGCUUGGUGUGUGGGAAAGAUUUUCCCUACGCCUCUAAGCUCCAGCGCCACCUCCGCACGCACUCCGGCGAGAGGCCCUUCCCGUGCUCCAUGUGUGAGAAGAGAUUUCCAGAGAAGGGGCUCCUCAUGAUCCACGAAAGGGUCCACACUGGGGAAAAGCCGUUCCCGUGCACUUUCUGUGAAAAAAGGUUCGCGAGUCAGGGCGAGCUCCGACUCCAUCGGCGGACGCACACCGGCGAGCGGCCCUACCACUGCUCCAUCUGCCUGAAGAGCUUUUCCCGCCAUUGGCACCUGAAGACACACUUGGAGGCCAUGCACUCCGAGAUCGUGGAGGGCUUCACCAGGAAGAAGUUUCCUUGCUCGGAAUGCGAGAAGAGCUGCAACUCUGCAGCCGAGCUGAGGGACCACCAGAGGACUCACACCGGAGAGAGGCCCUUCCAGUGCUCGUUCUGCGACAAGCGCUUCGCGUUGUCGGGCACGCUCGUGAGGCACGAGCGCCUGCACACCGGCAUCACGCCGUACCACUGCUCCGACUGCGGCAAGACCUUCGCACAGCAGUGGACGCUGACGACGCACAUGCGGACGCACACCGGAGAGAAGCCCUACAGCUGCACGCAGUGUGACAAAUCUUUUGUGGCGCCAGGAGAGCUCCGAAGACACGUCAGGAUUCACACCGGAGAAAAGCCAUACACCUGCGCCGACUGUGGGAGGCACUUUUCCCUGGCGGGAACGCUUAGGAACCAUAAACGCUCGUGCACACACAGCAAGAGCGAUCCGGCUGAAGCGCUUCAAGCUUGUGUGGAGGAAUCCGCCCAUCGGGACCUCGAAAGCAACAUCAGCUGUAAGGUGCCUGAUGACCAGAAUUUGCCUUCCGUUGCCGAGCCACCUUCAACAGAAAGUUCAGACAGCAGCAAAGAUGCUGAGUCUGAAGUUAAAGAUGUAGAAAAAGCAGCAAACAACCCUCAGAUGAAUGUAAUAGUGAAGCAGGAAGAGGAGGAUGAGCUUUUAUGUGCAGAAGAAAGUCCACAACACGUGUCAGAUGAUCAGGAUUACAGCAUUUCAGAGGACACAGAGGAGCAGCAUGACAGCAGCACAGAGAUUAGGAUUACCGUGAAGGAGGAAGAAGAAGACAAAGCGUCUGGAGAAGAUCCUGGCUGCGAAAAAGAUCGUCUUCCAGAGUCGCCAGUUCAGAAACAGAGCAACAGCCAUCCAAAGAAGACUUACUGCUGUGGGCUCUGUGGGAGGGACUGCCACAAGAUGUCUGCGCUUCAGAUCCACAUGCGGAUUCAUUCGGGAGAAAAACCCUAUCAGUGCACCGUGUGUGGAAAACAGUUCACGCAAAAAGGUCAACUCAAAGGUCACUUUAAAGUCCACACGGGCGAAAAGCCAUUCUCCUGCCCCGAAUGCGGCAAGAGCUUCGCUCACUCGGGCGCCAUGAACCGGCACCGGCUCACGCACACCGGGGAGCGGCCUUUCCACUGCACCGUGUGCGACCGGCGCUUCAACCAGUCCGGCCGCCUGAGGGAACACGAGAAAAUCCACUUCGGGGAGAAGUUUGACUGUCCCGAGUGCGAGAAAAGUUUCACACGCUCUUCCAGCCUCAAAAAUCACUUUCGGUUGCACACCGGCGAGAGGCCGUACCACUGCGACCUCUGCGGACGAGGCUUCAGCCGCUCACAGAGCCUGAGGCUCCACAGGCGCAAACAUCAGCAGGUGCAGAGCGACAUGGACUCGUCUGCUAAUGUGACCAACGAGGACUUCUCCCACAGCGACAAUAACUCUCCUGUUAACAUGUGCACAACCGACAGAAGAGACUGAUUCACAUACAUGCAGUGGCCCAAAAAAGUAUUCAGUCAGCAACCAAUUGUGGAAGUUCUCCCCCUUGAAAAGAUGAGAGAGGCUUGUAAUUUCUAUCAUAGGUAUAUUUUAACUACGAGAGACAAAAUAAGAGAAAAAAAAAUCACUUUGUCUGAUUUUUAAAUAAAUUAUUUGUAAAUUAUGGUGGAAAAUAAGAAUUUGGUCACCUAAAAACAAGAAAGAUUUCUGUCUCAUAGACCUGUAACUUUUUCUGUAAGAGGAUCCUCUGUCCUCCACUCGUUACUUGCAUUAAUGACACCUGUUUCAACUCGUUAUCUAUAUAUAAGACACCUGUCCACAACCUCAAUAGUCACACUCCAAACUCCACUAUGGAAAAGACCAAAGAGCUGUCUAAGGACACAAGAAAAAACCUCCUUCCAUUAACAAGGGCAUUGAAGAUGAAACGUGUCAGAGUCUUUCAGGAUAUCAACAAUCCCAAACACACUGCCCAGGUAACGAUGGAGUAGCUUGGUAAGAAGCAUUUCAAAGUCCUGGAAUGGCCUAGCCGGUCUCCAGAUCUCAACCACAUAGAAAAUCUUUGGAGGGAGUUUAAAGUCCGUGUUGCCCAGCAACAGCCCCAAAACAUCACUGCUCUAGAGGAGAUCUUCAUGGAGGAAUGGACCAAAAUACCAGCAAC